GGAGGAGCAGGGGGAGCAGGGGGAGGAGGAGGAGCAGGUGACUGGCCUAUGACCAGGGAGAAUACUACUAUACGCUGCAGUAAGGGCUCUCGAUGCUAUGGCCUGUGGGAGAAGACUAGAGACGGGGACAUACACCUGGUCAAACAGGGUUGCUGGACUCACAUUGGUGACCAGCAGGAGUGCCAUGAUGACCGUUGCGUGGUUACCACCACCCCGUCUCAGAUUCAGAACGGCACGUAUAGGUUCUGCUGCUGCAGCACCAACAUGUGUAACGUCAACUUCACCGAGGACUUCCCCCCUCCCAGCCCCACCUCCACACAGCUAUACCCGCGGCCGCUGUACCGUGAGGAGACCGUCGUGAUCGCCCUGGCGUCUGUCUCCAUAGUAGCAUUGCUGAUUUUGGCGCUGUUCUUCGGGUACCGCAUGCUGAGUGGAGACAGGAAACAGGGACUACACAACAUGGACAUGAUGGAGGCAGCAGCCUCAGAACCCAGUCUCGACCUGGACAGCCUUAAACUACUAGAGUUGAUUGGUCGUGGGCGGUAUGGCUCGGUGUAUAAGGGUUCUCUAGACGAGCGUCCCGUGGCUGUCAAGGUGUUCACUUACCAGAACCGCCUGAACUUUGUUAACGAGCGAGCCAUCUACCGUGUCCCCCUGUUGGAGCAUGAUAAUAUUGCACGAUUCAUCGUAGGAGACGAGAGACUCACAGCCGACGGACGCAUAGAGUACCUACUGGUCAUGGAAUGUUACCCUCAUGGUUCUCUGUGUCAGUACCUGGGUCUGCAGACAGGAGACUGGGUCAGCUGCUGUCGCCUCACACACUCUGUCACACGGGGUCUGGCCUACCUGCACACCGAGCUGCUGAGAGGAGACAUCUACAAGCCAGCCGUAUCUCACAGAGACCUAAACAGCAGGAAUGUUCUAGUGAAGAACGAUGGGACGUGUGUGAUCAGUGACUUUGGUCUGUCCAUGAAGCUGACGGGGAACAGGCUGGUCAGACCUGGAGAGGAGGAGAACGCUGCCAUCAGUGAGGUGGGAACUAUCCGCUACAUGGCCCCAGAGGUUCUGGAGGGGGCGGUGAACCUGAGGGACUGUGAGUCGGCUCUGAAGCAGGUGGACAUGUACGCCCUGGGCCUCAUCUACUGGGAGACCUUCAUGAGGUGUACUGACCUCUUCCCAGGAGAGACGGUGCCUGACUACCAGAUGGCGUUCCAGGCGGAGGCAGGGAACCACCCCUCCUUUGAGGACAUGCAGGUCUUGGUCUCCAGAGAGAAAGAGAGACCCAAGUUCCCCGAGGCCUGGAAGGAGAACAGCCUGGCGGUGCGUUCCCUUCAGGACACGAUGGAGGACUGUUGGGACCAGGAUGCUGAAGCCAGGCUGACCGCUCAGUGUGCAGAGGAGCGCAUGGCUGAACUACUGCUGAUCUGGGACCGGACCAAGUCUGUCAGCCCUACUGUUAACCCCAUGACCACCACACUGCAGAACGAGAGGAACCUGACCCACAGCCGCAGGGCCCCUAAAGUCAGCCCCUACCCCGACUACUCCUCGUCCUCCUACAUCGAGGACCACAAGGGCCACAUGGUGAAGAACCUCCCCGGGGGGGGGACCUCCGUGUCGGGGACCUCCUCCGUCGGCAUCCUGGGGGGAACCAACGGUGCCCCCGCAGGCCCAGAGAAGAACCGAAACUCCAUCAACUAUGAACGUCUGCAGGCGCAGGCCCGUCUGCCCAGCCCGGAGAGCAGCGGAGCCAGCCUCUCCUCCACCACGGGGUUAACUCCCAACACCGUCAUGACCACCAUCUCUGAGUCAGGACACGGGGAGGACUCCUCCAGCGCACUGG
This is a messenger RNA of Coregonus clupeaformis (lake whitefish), 1840 nucleotides long. RefSeq names its product bone morphogenetic protein receptor type-2-like. The record is from RefSeq and is a predicted model, not a curated record. The transcript has 10 exons. Gene Ontology annotation, biological process: cellular response to growth factor stimulus; protein phosphorylation; BMP signaling pathway. The annotation marks the transcript as partial. Gene Ontology annotation, molecular function: ATP binding; transforming growth factor beta receptor activity. Gene Ontology annotation, cellular component: signaling receptor complex; plasma membrane. Lineage: Eukaryota; Metazoa; Chordata; Actinopteri; Salmoniformes; Salmonidae.